AUGGCGGACUGCGAACAGUACCCGCGAAACGGCCGCGUUGUGGGCAUCAAAGACGACGAGGCAGAUGAGAUCACAGUAAUGCAAUUCAACGUCCUAGCCGAUGGGCUAUGCGACUUGCGUCAUGACAAGGGAGGGUUCAUCCUUGCGCCCCCAGAGUGCUUGCCAUGGUCGUAUCGCCGCAACUUGAUUCUGGCAGAGAUCGCACGGUAUGCACCAGACAUUAUUUGCCUCGAAGAACUCGACCACUUCGACUGGAUGCAGGACCAAUUGGACAGGUUGGGGUACAGCGGCCACUUUGCAGCGAAACGCGAAUCGCCCUGCUUGGAGUGCAGUGACCUUCCCGAUGGAUGUGCAAUCUUUGUGAACAGAAUCAAGCACCUCCAUAUCAAGCACAUGUGCGCUCCUCGGUACGAGCAUGACGACGGCCGUGGCGCAGCUUUGCCGUCGAAUCAGCUCGCGUUGGUGGCACAUGUAUUGCAGAACGAACAGUCUCUUGUUGUCGUGGCAUGCACCCAUCUCAAGUCCACGAAAUCCCACCAAGGCGAAGUUAUUCGACUCUCCCAAGCAAAGCAAUUGCAUGCCCAUGUCCUUCGUCACGGCGGCGCCGACAUCCCCACGAUCAUCUGCGGCGAUUUCAACGCAACCCCCGACGACAAUGACAAGUAUGCAGCCCAAGCCAUUCCGGCCAUGCUGGACCUAGGCUGGACCAGCGCAUAUGCUCAAGCAGGCUCCACCCCCAACUACACAACAUGGAAGACGCGGCCAGGAGUCGAGAGCAAACAUGUGAUCGACUACAUUUUCCAUAACGACAAGGUCCAGUUGCUGCGCGUCGUUGAUGCCCCAGAGGACGUCGAGCCAUCGGGGCUGCCGUCUCUGAGGUACCCGUCCGACCACAUUGCGCUCAUUGCAACCUUUCAAAUCACAUAGGGCACAAGAAAGAUAGUUUUUACCGACGGGAAGUACUAGGAUUAACGUAUAAUAGCAACCACUGAAUCGCCCAA
This is a messenger RNA of Aphanomyces astaci, 1001 nucleotides long. RefSeq lists its product as hypothetical. The transcript has 2 exons. The coding region runs from base 1 to 927 and encodes 308 amino acids. The record is from RefSeq and is a predicted model, not a curated record. Gene Ontology annotation, molecular function: 3'-5'-RNA exonuclease activity. NCBI's taxonomy places the organism in Eukaryota, Oomycota, Saprolegniomycetes, Saprolegniales, Verrucalvaceae.